This is a messenger RNA of Emiliania huxleyi CCMP1516, 1587 nucleotides long. RefSeq lists its product as hypothetical. Lineage: Eukaryota; Haptophyta; Isochrysidales; Noelaerhabdaceae. The coding region runs from base 58 to 1254 and encodes 398 amino acids. The transcript has 4 exons. The record is from RefSeq and is a predicted model, not a curated record.
GACGCCAGCUGGACCGACCGGUACGCCGUGGUCGUGGGCGAUGUGCUGCUCGUCUUCAUGCUGCAGACGGCGCCGGAUCUGCCGCUCGGCCUCCGCCUCUGGCCGUCGCAGGUCGUCUGCCUCAAGCAGUCGACCCUCGCCGACAUGAAGAAGGUCGACAUCCGGAAGGACGCCUCCUUCAGCCUCGCCGCGCAGGUCUCGGCGAUGGGCGGCCUCCAGCUGCAGGCCGAGGACCUCGAGACGAUGCAGCGCUUCGCGGUGACGAUGCUGCUCGGCGUCUCCAACGUGACGCGCUCGCGGCAGCAGGCCAAGCUCAAGAUGGCGCAGCAGCUCUUCCACGAGAAGAAGCUCUCGUUGCUCAAGACCCAGCACAUGAUUGAGCUGCUGCACAAGUCGCAGGAGAUCCGAGAUGGCCCAGCCGAGAUGGCGGGCUCCGGCCAGUUCGACGACUGCAACGCCGUGUGCAUGCACUCGGGCACGAUGCGCCAGUCGCUGAUCGACGUGACGCCCUUCAUGCCCGUCUCGGACUUCAUCUGCGAGUAUUGCUCUUGCGUCAUCAUCCCCGAGGAGGAGGCCGAGGUGGCGACGCAGGGCCUCGAGGCGCAGGUCGAGAUGUCGCGGCAGCAGGUGGAGAGCGAGAAGCGCAAGAAGAUGGCCCUCGACGAGGAGACACUCGAGGGCGCGCGCGACGUGCGCAUCCUGCGGCAGCGGCGGCAGCAGAGCGAGCAGGAGGCGCUCGCCAAGCAGCAGCAGAUCGACGACGCGAUUGCCGCGCGGCAGAAGGUGCAGGCGCAGGUGGCGGAGAUGCGCAUGUACGAGGAGCUGCCCGGCCUGUCGAGCGCGGCGCUCGGCGAGCUCAAGGCGGCGCUGCAGGAGCAGCUCGCCGCCGCCCAGCGCGAGCGCAACCGGCUGCGCGACUCGCUCAAGGCCAAGCAGGCGCGCGCCGCGGGCAAGAGCUCCGACCUCGACCCGGAGGACGAGAUCAAGCAGCAGCAGCAGCAGCAGCAGGCGCGCGCCGACGGCCGGCGCCAGGCGCCGAGCGGCAAGCCCGACCUGACUAAGAAGGGCUCGAGCCUGACGCGCAUCCUGUCGUUCAACCGCAAAAACAGCGUGGGCGGCGCGCCCAGCGGCGCCGCCCCCAGCGCGAACGGCAGCACCGAGGCGGCGCCGAGCUCUUCGUCGGGGAAGAAGAGCGUCGCCGGCUCGAUGAUCAGGAAGCUCAGCUUCUCAAAGAAGAAGGAGAGCUCUAAGUAGUACACCAGUACCGAGUGCGACCCCACCCCGGGGGGAGGCUCGGCGCCCGCCGCCGCGGCGGCACCGCCGCCUCGUCCCGGCGCGAAAAGCCCACCCCCCCGGUCGUGAACUCUGUGAUCUUGCGCGCCGCACUCGAGUGUGAUGAGAGAGAGAGAUUCGUGCGCGUCCUGUCGCCCCGCCACCCCACCCCCUGCCCUCCAGCGCGCGGCUAGCUCCCCGUCGUGCUGUCUCUACGGUAUUCAUGUGGCCCGGGCGCGUGGGGGCGUCGUCCGCGCCGCGCAUAUGUCCCGGGGCGUCGCUGUUGUUUUCUUGUGCGAGGCGCGAAUUGAUUUC